AUUUCUUAGAUGGACGUUCAUGCAAUUGUUACACGUCUCAGAGAUCUUUCAAGAGACCCACAAAACAGAUCAGCAAUCGCAAAAGAUGAGGCCUCUUUGUCAGGACUUGUACUUUGUCUAAGCAAUGAAGACCCUAAUAUCGUCCUGAUAUCCUUGGAGGCCUUGAAGUUCCUGGCCAUGUAUACAUCCAAUAGACCUGUCAUGAAGAAUCACAUGGGGAUGAUACAAAGUUUACAGACCUUAUCUGCCAACGAAAACGCAGAAGUAGUGCGCACAGCAGAAGAAAUCCACAGUAGUCUAGUCCCGUCCCGAGCUGCCCAGCGCACCAAAAACGUUAACUCUCCUGUGGUAAAGGGUGUGCCGUCUGCAACUGGUCGUGGAGCCUUCUUUUUGGGUCAAGGCAACAAAAAUGCCAAGGUGUUUCUCAUUGAAAUAAACGGCGUUUUCUCCUCAACAGAUGAACAAUCGGUAAAGACGGAAAUGUUAAAGAUCAGAGGUAUCAUUAGUUUCACAUAUGAUAAGAUGAAACAGAGAUACACAAUUAGAACGCGAGCAGAUGUCACACCAGAGAGGAUAGUGCAUCAGAUUAACAAGAUAAAGGGAAUAUCAGCUUCUCACAUUAUAAAGAAUGAGAACGGAGAGGAGGUUGCUAUCAAAUAUGGGUCUGACUUUGAUCAAGAGAACGUACCCGACUAUCCAGAUUAUCUACCAGAAGAAGAUGACGACUUUGACGGUUCUGGAAAGGAUUCAGACAAUGCAUAUUCAAUACAGAGAGUACGAAAGAUGGGAGAUCCGAACGAUGCGGGUUCGGGGGGUUGGCUUGGUAGCGUCGGCACUUACAUCAGCAAGUCUCUCUACUGGUGACACCCAUGUCGCGCUCUAACUGGAAACUAAAAAUGUUGUAAACUUGAUAUUGUAUCCCUCAUGACCUAUGAAACUUUACUGUUUGCUGAUUAUCUCAGAUGGCAUAAGCAGGGGAUACUUCUACUACUACUACUGCUACUACUGCAUAAGCACACUGUUACCUAAUUCAUUCAUAGCCUGAUUUUUUCUACCUUAUUCAACCGCUAAAUAGUGAAACUACAAAUUCUAUUUGAUAUGGAAAUAUGUAUGUCUUCUGCAUAGUAAGACAAUACUAAAUGAUAAUAUCUGCGUCUUGGCAAGGGCUUGCAUCGUGACCUAUAAAACCCACAAUCUUAUGACGUUAAUCUUAAACUGACAGACAACAUUUUUCAAUCUGCCGUUUUCUGACAAAAGUGCCUAAGUCCAUUUCCUCAUUUCAAGUGGUUCUCAAAAACAAUUUUUUUGUGUGGAAACAGUGCGCUAGAUAUGAGGUCAUUUGGGUUGGACAGUUUUGGACAGUUUUGUUGAAUCGUCCGAUAAAGACACGUUAUAAUUCAUACGCCAGUCUUUAAGAGAACUAUCCGCUGUCUUUCACAUUCAUGAACCGUCACGAUUAAGGACGGCUUAAUCAUCACUAACAAUGAUUACAGUAAAACUUGAUGUUGUCAACGAUUCGAGAAUUCGACCUUCAAAUUUCGUUUUGAAAGAUCCACACUUAAUAUCAAUAAUUCUUUUUGACAUAUCCGGUUGCCUGAUGAAAUUAAUUGGAGUGAAUUAGUCAAUUAGAGUGAAACUUGAUGUCAAAUUCCUCAUUAUCGUAGACUUUAUUUCUGAAAGAGUUUUCAUUGCUAAGAUAAAAUAAAGAUAAGAUGUUUGUUUGUUUACUACUGUAUGUUAACAAUACGCUAUAUUUUUUAAUUGA
This is a messenger RNA of Bolinopsis microptera, 1765 nucleotides long. RefSeq names its product armadillo repeat-containing protein 1-like. The coding region runs from base 10 to 864 and encodes 284 amino acids. The record is from RefSeq and is a predicted model, not a curated record. The transcript is spliced from 10 exons. NCBI's taxonomy places the organism in Eukaryota, Metazoa, Ctenophora, Tentaculata, Lobata, Bolinopsidae.